Molecule: messenger RNA, 4295 nt
Organism: Drosophila santomea
Lineage: Eukaryota; Metazoa; Arthropoda; Insecta; Diptera; Drosophilidae
Product: probable serine/threonine-protein kinase yakA
Exons: 4
Coding region: 410-2752 (780 amino acids)
Biological process (GO): regulation of transcription by RNA polymerase II; cell fate commitment
Cellular component (GO): cytoplasm; nucleus
Molecular function (GO): RNA polymerase II cis-regulatory region sequence-specific DNA binding; histone deacetylase binding; DNA-binding transcription factor activity
Source: RefSeq, a predicted model, not a curated record
AGCCUGGCUGCUGCUGCUGCACAACAGCGAAAAAAGAAGCUGAAAUAAAUUUGCAUAAAUAUUUCACUUGCCAGUUUUUGCUGCCAACCACAUCCGCGUUUUAUAGAUUGAGCCUGGCCAAGAUAUCCCCAGUGUGUGAGUGUGGAAUCGCGUGUGUUUUUGUGGCCUUACUUCUGCAAGCUGCGAUCACAAGGAGGAGAUUCUGGGAGAGAUUCCGAUUUCAAUUCCAAGCAAAGAGCCGUCAAAAUCGUAUUUGCCCUGCCGCAGUGCUCUACAACUACUACUCAUUGGCAUUUCCUGCGCGCACACAGUCUUCCUGCUCCGCUGAGGCAGCCAAACAUACCCAUCACUUGCAACUAACCAGUAUCUGGUUUUCAAAGGCGCUACUCUGGCGCUUCAGGCUCAGCAAAUGAUCGGCACCGAGGAUAUGUCCGCAGCGGCUGGCAUGGACAUCAGCGAGUCCUUUCGUGCCGAGGAUCUCACGAAGGCGGACUUCUUUGACUUUGUGACCGGACCGGACAUGGGCAUCGGCAUAGGAGUGGGUGUGGGCGUGGAGUCGUUGGGCGUCAGUCUGCAUCAGCAGCACCACCAGAACCACCAACAGCCGCCCCACAGUCAUAACGGCCACAACAACAACAAUAAUAACAACCACGUCCAGGUGGUGCACCAGCCCAUUACGUCGCAAUCGCAACAGCAGAGCCUCUGCGGUGGUGCGAGAACCAACAGCAACAACAUGAUCCACGACGGCGGAGGCGGUGGUGCAGGCGCCGGUGGUGGUGGUGGAGUCGUGGUGCCCGUGGGCAACCGCAACGGCACCAGCAACGGUGGCGAUCCCACGUUACAGGGCUAUGAGUUUUGGCACCAGGACAAGGACAACAGCCGCCUGGACUCCAGCUCGAUAUUCGAGGACCUCGAUCGCUACUGCUGGCAACAGCAGCCGGUCACAACCAGCGCCAGUAAUGGUGGAUCCGCCAGCACCAAUCAGCCCAGUCCCACCUCGCCGCAGUGUCACCUCCAGCAGCAGCAGCAACAGCAGCAGCAACAUCAGCAGCAGCAUCAGCAGUUGCAGCAGCAACAUCAGCAACAGCAGCAGCAGCAACCGAAUGCGAACAGCUCCUCCGCGGCAUCCAGUGGAGCGGGAAGCAGCAGCGACACGAUCAGCAGCCUGGACACCACCGAUGGCCAGAUCUACACCCUGACAGUAUUAAAUGGAGGAGAGCCCUGGCUGAAGCGCUCGGAGGCGGAACAGCUGCCCACAACGCUGGAUCUGGACAGUCUGCUGGGCAGUUUUCCGGGCUACAUUAAAUCGGAGUAUCCCUACGAUGACAGUGGCUUUGGUACGGAUGGCAAGGAUGUGAUCGGCAAUGGAACGGAUGGUCUCAGCAGUAUUUCCCACGCACAAAACCAGGCUCAGCAGGCGCAGCAACAGACGCUGCCCUCGCUGGUCACCGCCAUCUCGUUGGCUGGUGGCAAUGAUUUGGGCCAACAGUUGGCCCAAUUCCAGAAUAACAACAACGACUGGCACAUGGCGGAUCACAAUACGGACACGGAGCAGAGUACGGCGGAAUCGCUGCUGCGGAGCGCGCUGCAGGGAAAGGGCUAUGCAAAGGGUUUGCACAUGCAAAAUGGACUGACCAUGCCGGUGGUCAAGGAUGAGGACAUGCGACGUUUGCUAUUUACCGAUGAGGCAGCCGCUUUGGGUUUUGCGGACUCCACUUUAAGUGCCGCCCAGAUGUUCGACGAGGCCCAGGGCAUCCAUCUAAGUACCCAACAGCAACAGCAGCAGCAGCAACAACAGCAGCAGCAACAGCAGCCACUUAAUGGGAAUGCCAAUAUUCUGGUGGACGACAUGUUCCUAUCGCUGGAGAAUGCCUUCAGCGAUGAUUUCGAGAAGAUCAAGCGCAUCGCCAACGAAGUGCAGCAGUUUUGCAGUGCCGGCUCAGCAGGCACACCAACUCCCGGUGACUAUGUGCCCACCAGUGAUGUGCUAAUGCAAAUCUCACCCAGUCCGGCGGUUACAUCGGCCGGUCAAUUGCAGCCACCGCAACCGUUGAAACCGGAGGUCAGUACCUCCACAUCGCCCACUUCGGCGGUGGUGACUUCCGGCGCCGCCAGCAGCGGCCAUGUCCGCUCCGGCGGCGGUGUUGUCAAGCCGAAGAAGGCGUACAAACGGAGCAGCAGUAAUAACAAUAAUCCCAAUGUGGCCAAUAACAAUCAGAGUAGCGGUGGCAAUCCGCUGAUAGCCGGUGGCAGUGGCAGUGGCAGCUCCUCGUCGAGCGGUAGUGCCAGCAGCAGCAGCAACAGUCCGCCGGCCAAUUCCGGCGGCAGUUCAUCCUCCUCCUCGGGCAGCACACAGCGCAAGGAGCGCUCCCUGCACUACUGCUCCAUUUGCGCGAAGGGAUUCAAGGAUAAGUACUCGGUGAAUGUGCACAUACGCACGCAUACGGGCGAGAAGCCCUUCGCCUGUUCGCUGUGUGGCAAGAGUUUUCGCCAGAAGGCCCACCUGGCCAAGCACUACCAGACGCACAUGACCCAGAAGAACAAUGGCAACAUCAUCAAGGGCGGCUCCGGCAAACACCAGCGAUCGAGUGGUGGAUCCUCGGCAGGAUCGGCCAGUGCCGCGCUCAAUCAGCGGCAGCAACAACUUGUUGGCGGUGUGGUGCCACCUUCGUUGCCCGUGAUGAUCAGCAAUCCCAAUACGCCACCUGGAGGAGUACUGCCACCGGCCAAUGGACUCCUGGCCAAUCGGUAGUGAGCACCGGCAGCGGGGGAGUCAUUACCCCGGCUUUACUAUUUCUUGUUCCUUACUCACAAAAUACAAACAUAGAUACACACACCAACACACAGAGACCAACACAAACAAAAUGAAAAUGUAGAGAAACUAUUACUACUGUUAAUACCUAAAUACUCGUACUCGUACUCGUACUCCCAACUCGAAUUUACGUCAUUGAUGAAUUCCUAUUUCAGCUUUCUGUGCAAUUCCUAUAUGCCAACACAUACACACACACACAGAGACAGACAAACACACUCGAAGCACUUCCAAAUACAAUACUCAACUUAAUGUACAUUUACUCAAAACAAAUUAAAUUUAAAUGUGCCAAAUUUUGAAGAUUUAAAUAACUAAAGUUAAACUAAAGUAUAAAUAGCUAUGCUAGGCGUGUAGAAAUAGAAGUGUAACGAAGCUAAUGAAGCAAUUCCACGAGUGGUGAUAACAAAAAGAGGCCAAACGCUUCCUUGCUAAACGAUAAUGAGAAUUCUUUAAAGAAAUUACCCCCCCCCCCAACUAGAAUAAUUAUCGCCUUCACAUUUUCGAUUAAUAUACCAAGUUUCCAGUUCUACAGAGUCUUCAAGUUGCUCAGCCCGUUGCGUGUUUCCUGUAAAUUGAAAGUAUUUGUUUUACUUAGUUGCUCUGCCCAAAUUAGCAUAAAUUUGUUUGCUAGUGUUAAUGUAUAUAUAAUAAAUAUGCGAGUAAAUAAUGUUAGUAGUAGUAUUUUAUUAGUUGUACAAACAGAGGGAAUGCCAAAUAUUUUGAGGAAGGAACACUGACCUGAGGCACUAAAUUCGAAACGCAUCCUCCGGAGCUCAUCCUACAGCAAUUUCCCGCUCCUUUCUCCUUUCAAGGAUCUCUUUGAACUCUUGGGCCGAGUGUUAGCCAACUUCGAAGGCAUUCAAUAACAAAAUAUUAAGAAAAUAAAAGGUUGGCACAAGCAUUACCAACUAGUACUUACUAUACUAUUACACACCAUAUGUUCAGCAACUCAACUUGCACUUGCCAUUAUUUUUGUAUUUGAUAAAUUUGAUAAACGCAAUAAAAGGCGCAUUACUAAAAGGCGAAAUUCCGUAUAAUUAAAGAUAACACCACAUUCACCCAACUAUCCAACUAGUGUAGUGUUUACGUUAAGCUUAAUGAUAAAUCAGCCGUAGUUAGUGGUUAAUUAAACUGCCAAUUAUUUUGUGAUAGUUUUUAAUGGACAAUAGUUUAGAUUACGCAAGAAAUAUCUUCAAUGGUGUUUGGGUUAUGUAACGUUUUUAACGAUUUGUUAUAAACUGUGUACACUUUGCAAUACGAGUAUUUUCUGCUAAUUUAUUGAACUUCAUAGUUUAUGUACAUAGAGAACGAUCCUUGUUUAUAUCCAAGCCUAGGCUAAGCCACACAUUGAAAUCUUAGUUAAAUCUUUGUUAGUUAUUAUUUAUGCACACACACACUCACUCACACAUUAAACACACAGAUACACACACAACACACGCACACACAUCCAUCUGCAGUUAAGUUUUGCAUUAAUAUUUUUAGUAUU